This is a messenger RNA of Porites lobata, 640 nucleotides long. The record is from the annotation of a GenBank genome assembly. NCBI's taxonomy places the organism in Eukaryota, Metazoa, Cnidaria, Anthozoa, Scleractinia, Poritidae.
AUGGCAAACUCUACUGCUGAUAUGAUGCCUGGUGGGUUGGAAAGUGACGAAGAAUCCUCACCUUUCGAGAUCUCUCUAAUCACAAAUAGUGUCCUCAAUGCUCUACUGAUACCAAUAUGUAUCGCUGGCAAUGUUUUGGUACUAGCCGCUGUAUGGAGAAAUCCUUCCCUACGCACUCCGUCUAUCGUUUUGCUGUGCAGUCUUGCUGUUUCUGAUCUUUUUGUUGGGUUUCUCGUUCUUCCAGUUAACAUUGCCAUCGCCCGCUUUAUCCUUUCUGGAAGCAGUUCUUACUCACGUCUGUCACAAGCAAGCCUCGUCCUCACUAUUCAACUCUGCUGUGUUUCCCUUGAAACAAUGACAGCCAUCAGCGUGGAUCGAUAUUUGGCCCUACGAUAUCACAUGCGAUAUCCGAACAUGAUGACCUCUAGACGUGCAACCUGUGUAGCAGCAACAUUUUGGUGUAAAAACGUCAUUUUAUCACUGCUUAGCAUUUGGAAGGAAAAUGCUAUUCUUCUUGUUGUAGUUGUCUUUGUUGCCUUAUGUCUUUUCAUUUCUUCAAUUACUUACAGUGCAAUUUAUCGAAUCGUUCGACACCAUCAACAUCAGAUUCACACCCAACAGCAAGCCGUACAGAGUAUGA